AUGAAACCUGAACCUUUGUUGGAACCUUCUACUGUUGAUACGCCUUCUGGUGUUCCUGUUAUUGCUUUUAGAGUCUAUAGAAAUUAUGUUGUUGUGAUUAAAGGUCGUGAGACCGUGGCUGAUUUGUAUAAACUUGAGAUAGUGUAUUUUGAUGUAAUUAUGGGGAUUCGUGAUGAUCAUGCUAAUCAUUCAAGAAUAACUUUGACAACACUUGAGGAGAACACGCUUUAUGCGAAAUUCUCAAAGUCUGAAUUUUGUCUUGAGUCUGUGGCUUUCUUGGGCCAUGUGGUGACUGGUAACGGUAUUAAAGUAGAUCCUCAGAAAAUUUCAGCGGUUAAGGAUUGUCCUAGACCAACUAGUGUGACUGAUAUUCGUAGUUUCUUGGGGUUGGCAAAUUAUUACAGAAAGUUUGUGGAAGGAAACGGUUCGCCAAAGAAGGUCAAGACUGCUGCUGAGAUCAGGCUUUCAGAAAAAUAUCUAGCCAUAAGGGCAACAAAGGGUUAA
Messenger RNA from Lycium ferocissimum, 504 nucleotides. RefSeq lists its product as uncharacterized. The record is from RefSeq and is a predicted model, not a curated record. NCBI's taxonomy places the organism in Eukaryota, Viridiplantae, Streptophyta, Magnoliopsida, Solanales, Solanaceae. Bases 1 to 504 code for a protein of 167 amino acids. The transcript is spliced from 3 exons.